Wyeomyia smithii (pitcher-plant mosquito) is the source of this 1790-nucleotide messenger RNA. Its product is annotated as aldehyde dehydrogenase, dimeric NADP-preferring-like. Gene Ontology annotation, biological process: aldehyde metabolic process. Gene Ontology annotation, cellular component: cytoplasm. The transcript is spliced from 10 exons. NCBI's taxonomy places the organism in Eukaryota, Metazoa, Arthropoda, Insecta, Diptera, Culicidae. The coding region runs from base 126 to 1610 and encodes 494 amino acids. Gene Ontology annotation, molecular function: aldehyde dehydrogenase (NAD+) activity. The record is from RefSeq and is a predicted model, not a curated record.
GAGUGUGUAUGGAUGAGAAGUGAAGCUAGCCGGCAUUCAGUUAUCAGUAAGACCGGCGAACUGUAGGCCGCGUAGUGUAUAGUGCAGAAAAGCUAUUCGAAGACAGAAAGAGCAGACAUCAUAAAAUGGCGUAUUCAGAAAUUGUACAAAACCUUCGCGCUGCAUUCGAUAGUGGGAAAACCCGGAAUGUUGGAUUUAGGGAGAAACAGCUACAGAACUUAAUGCGUAUGUACGAGGAGAAUCAUACGGAAAUGGCCCGGGCUUUGGCAUCCGAUUUACGGAAACACAAGCAAGAAGCCUACGUAAUGGAAAUCGAUUACUUGAUGAAUGAUCUGCGCAGUAUCAUCUUAAAUCUGCGUGAUUGGGUCCAACCAAAGAAGCCUGAGAAAACGAUCGUCAAUAUGAUGGACGGUGUGUUUAUUUAUAAUGAUCCUUAUGGUGUAGCUUUGGUUAUCGGAGCCUGGAAUUAUCCAUUGCAACUUACUCUCGCACCGGUUGCGGCAGCGAUUGCAGCAGGAAACUGUGUCGUGAUCAAACCGAGUGAAGUUUCUCCGGCCUGUUCUAAAUUCAUAGCCAACACUGUUCCGAAGUAUUUAGAUCAAGACUGUUACCGCGUUGUCGAAGGAGGUGUAAAGGAAACUACAGAAUUAUUGCAACAAAAGUUCGAUUACAUUUUUUUCACUGGUGCAAACCGAAUAGGAAAGAUUAUACAUAAAGCUUGUUCUGAAAAUUUAACUCCUUGUACCCUGGAGCUCGGAGGAAAGAGUCCUUGUUAUAUCGACAGUUCAGCGGAUAUCGCAAUUGCAACGAGGCGCAUUUUAUGGGGCAAAUUUAUUAAUGCUGGUCAGACUUGUAUAGCUCCAGAUUACAUAUUAUGCUCUAAAGAUAUUCAAGAACAAUUUCUGAAGGAAGCUAAGUCUAUACUUAAGGAGUGGUAUGGAGAAAAUCCUAAGCAUAGUCCUGAUCUAUGCCGCAUAAUCAAUCAACAACAUUUUAAACGACUGAGCGGUUUACUUAAGGGUGCGAAUGUUGCAAUUGGAGGUGAUGUCGACUCCGCAGAUAACUAUAUUGCACCAACAAUUUUAACGAAUGUUAAAUCAGAAGAUCCAGUUAUGCAAGAUGAAAUUUUCGGACCAAUUUUACCAAUUUUAGUCGUAGAAAACGCCAAUGAUGCAAUCAAGUUCAUCAAUGCAAGAGAUAAACCUUUGGCACUAUAUAUAUUCAGUACAAAUGAAGCAGUAAGAAAUCUAAUCAUUGCUAAUACUUCCGCUGGUGGAAUGUGCAUCAACGAUGUAUUGGGACAUUUUGCAGUUGAGUCACUGCCCUUUGGAGGUGUGGGUCCCAGUGGUAUGGGAGCAUACCACGGUAAAUAUGGGUUUGACACGUUCACACACAAGAAAUCAUGUCUGAUAAAGGAUUUCAAUGCCGUUGGUGAAAAACUAGCAUCCUCGCGAUAUCCGCCUUACUCAGAUGGAAAAUUAUCUUUCUUGUCAACAGUUCUGAAGAAGCGCAGGAGUAUUUCUUUGAAAUGUGUACCAUACUUAUUUAUAUUUGGACUGGGGGUCGCUUCUACACUAAUAGUGAAUUGUUUGAGAGACUUUUCUUCAUAGGACAAUAAGUAGACUGGUGACAGUAUUUUGUGCUGUUACGUCACUUCCUCUUUAAAGUGCAGCUGACGAAAUGGUGGUGAUCGGUUCUCUAAAAGACAUUCUAAGUAUGUUGUAAUGCAUCACGAUGUUAUGAAAUGAAUUUUGGUUUUUAGUGUAGAAUAAAAUCACUUGUUUAAUCGA